Messenger RNA from Condylura cristata (star-nosed mole), 1611 nucleotides. It is a transcript of the gene MYCBP, whose product is annotated as MYC binding protein. The coding region runs from base 64 to 444 and encodes 126 amino acids. Gene Ontology annotation, cellular component: nucleus. Lineage: Eukaryota; Metazoa; Chordata; Mammalia; Eulipotyphla; Talpidae. The record is from RefSeq and is a predicted model, not a curated record. Gene Ontology annotation, molecular function: transcription coactivator activity. Gene Ontology annotation, biological process: regulation of DNA-templated transcription. The transcript has 5 exons.
GCCACACCCCGGCGAUCCAGGCCCGUGAUUCGCAAGUGCGCAGGCGCACGUGCCCUUCCGCGCAUGGGCAGUGCAGUUCAGAGCCCGCCAGCCACGGUCUCGGGCGCCAGCUACGCGGCUGCCGCUGUCACUAUGGCCCAUUACAAAGCCGCAGACUCGAAGCGCGAGCAGUUCCGGAGGUACUUGGAGAAGUCAGGGGUGCUGGACACGCUGACCAAGGUAUUGGUAGCCUUAUAUGAAGAACCAGAAAAACCUAAUAGUGCUUUGGAUUUUUUAAAGCAUCACUUAGGAGCUGCUACCCCAGAAAAUCCAGAAAUAGAGCUGCUUCGCCUAGAAUUGGCAGAAAUGAAAGAGAAAUAUGAAGCUAUUAUAGAAGAAAAUAAAAAACUGAAAGCAAAGCUUGCUCAGUAUGAACCACCUCAGGAGGAGAAGCGUGCUGAAUAAGAUUCUUCUCAGUUGAAAAGACACUGAAAAAUGGUUUUGUAUGACUUGAAUAGUUUGUAUAGUAUAUAAUCUUUCAAACAGAUGCUAUAGAACUCUUUUAAUAUGUUAAAUUCACCAAUCACACUUUAAUUGUUAUAAAACACAAAUACUUAGAAUCACCAAUAAAAACUCAAUAUAACUCUCUUUGGGUCUUAAAAACAGGAGAAUCCAAAGCGAAUCCUGAAAAAAAUCUAAACACAACCAUUCAUUACCUUAAAAGACAUUUAUCAGUCUGAUUAUGAACGAUGGUGCAGGUUGUAUUUAACCAAGGAAAUUUAGCAGGGAGCUGUUCCUUGGUUUAAUUCAGGAUAUGAGCACAGGUAUAGUCAUUCUCCAAUAUGAGGAUGACACUGUUUAUAUUCUCUGUAGGCAGCUGGAGAGAUCUGUGUGACAGAAGAUGCUUUUGCAUGGGUUCCCACGAAUAUUCUGCUCGUUUAUGUAACGCGGAACAAAUAACUCUUCUUUUCCACCACUUUGCCUUAGAUAACGGUGUGUGCCAGUUUGAACUCUGACACCACGUUUUCCUUCUAUGCAAUCACGCCCUAUCUGAUAAUGUUGCCUUGCUUUGCUGUGUGCUUCGGUGUCUUUAGUUGCACAUUGGCCUUUCUGUGUUGUUUUUCAAUUUGCUAUAACUGCAGUUACUCUGAUUGUAAUUUAUAUAGUUUUAAACAGGAUCACACUGCUCCCCUUGCCUGCCUUAGUUAAGCACAGAACAGAGGCAAUAUAAGAUUCUGGAUUCAACGCACAAGCUGAGAUGAGAAGGGGAAUGAGCCAUAUAUUGUGGAAAAUCAUAGCUUGCAGGUAUAAUUAUAUAGUGCUUUUUUCCCUCCCUCAAAGUAUUUUUCUAGCCUUGAAUUCAUUUUAUCUUCAUUAUCCCUGUGAAGUAGGUAGGGCAAGAAUGAGGGGAGGUUGGGUGCUGACUUCUUAGGCCAAAGACUGAUAUUAAUACAAAUUAUUUACUAACUGUAGAACCUUGGGCACAUAGUUCACUGCUCUGAGAUUCACUUUCCUCAUCUGUUAAAUGAGAAUAAUAUCUGUGCUGCCUACCUCACAGGGUUGUUGUGAGGGUCAAAUGAGAAUGUAUGUGAAAGAUCUGUAAAUGGUAAAGCACUAUAUUCUUGUUUGUUA